Messenger RNA from Acaromyces ingoldii, 3959 nucleotides. Its product is annotated as ATP-citrate synthase. The record is from RefSeq and is a predicted model, not a curated record. Lineage: Eukaryota; Fungi; Basidiomycota; Exobasidiomycetes; Exobasidiales; Cryptobasidiaceae. Gene Ontology annotation, molecular function: ATP citrate synthase activity. Gene Ontology annotation, biological process: acetyl-CoA biosynthetic process; tricarboxylic acid cycle; fatty acid biosynthetic process. Gene Ontology annotation, cellular component: cytosol. The transcript is spliced from 3 exons. Bases 400 to 3885 code for a protein of 1161 amino acids.
AAAAAAUAAGAAAGCAGGCGGCCCAACACUGCGCCGCAGGAAAUAAACGUCUCGUUUAAGGCCUGUGCUACGCUAGGGACCGACGGACGGACCUUCUUCCCUGUGUCUUCAUUCCAACCCAGCCUUGCCUCCCACCUUUCUUCCUACCCAAACUCCUCUAUCCUCCUCUCUUCGACUCAUCGUCACCUCCACCACCACCAUUACCUCCUCCUCCUCCUUCUUCUUUUGCUAAAAGAAGCCCGACCCAAAGCAGCUGCAAUAGGGUGACAUUGCUAGCUAAGCGCGUUCAUCUCCUUUCUUCUUUCACGCGCACUAGCACAUCGCCUUUCUUCUCUCUCCCUCAGCCCUUGUUCUUGGUCUUCUUACGGCCAGUGGUCGUAGCAUACUCAGCUUGUCAAGAUGUCGUCAAAAGCCAUUCGCGAGUUCGACGCCAAGCUCCUGGUCAACUACUGGCUGCCUCGGGCGCCUCUGGCUCACUCGUCGCUGCAGGUGUCGCAGGACUUUGUCGCGCCGGCACCCAAGGUUGCACAGAUCUCGUGGGACGCCGAGUCAAACACAAUCACGCCCGAUGCUGCGCUGCCCAGCUGGGUCUUUAACACCAAGCUCGUGGCCAAGCCUGAUCAGCUCAUCAAGCGCAGAGGCAAGGCUGGCCUCCUCAAGCUCAAUGCCGACUGGGAGGAUGCCAAGAAGUGGAUUGUCGAGCGGGCGGGCAAGCCCCAGAAGGUCGAGUCAGUGACGGGCACGCUCAACAACUUCAUCGUCGAGCCCUUCAUGCCCCACCCGGCCAACACCGAGUUCUAUGUAUGCAUCAACUCGGCCCGAGAGGGUGACUACAUCCUCUUUACCCAUGAAGGCGGUGUCGAUGUGGGCGAUGUCGAUGCAAAGGCCCUCAAGCUUCUCAUUCCCGCCGAUCCCGACGCACCGUUCCCCAGCCGCGCAGAGUGGACCAAGUCGCUGCUCACGGGUGUCACAGACGCCGGCAAGAAGGAGCUCCUCACCGACUUCCUCAUUCGCCUGUACAGCGUCUACGUUGACCUGCAGUUUGCCUACCUUGAGAUCAACCCGCUCGUCUGCACCGAUGACGGCCUCAUCUCCUACCUCGACAUGGCCGCCAAGCUGGACCAGACGGCCGACUUCAUCUGCGGACCCAAGUGGUCCGUCGCCCGUGACCCGGCCGUGUACUCGGACAAGGCUGCCGCCGUGAGCAAGCCGGCGGCCAAGGGCGAGGAGCGAGGUCCGCCGAUGGUCUGGCCCGCGCCGUUUGGCCGUGACCUGACAAAGGAGGAGGCCUACAUUGCCAAGCUCGACUCGGGCACGGGUGCCUCGCUCAAGCUCACCGUCCUCAACCCCACGGGCCGCAUCUGGACCAUGGUUGCCGGUGGUGGUGCCUCGGUCGUGUACAGUGACGCCAUUGCUGCCCACGGCUUUGCCCACGAGCUGGCAAACUACGGAGAGUACUCGGGCGCACCCAGCGAGGGACAAACGUACGAGUACGCCAAGACGCUCCUCGACCUCAUGACUCGCGGCGACGUCAACCCCCAGGGCAAGCUGCUCAUCAUUGGUGGUGGCAUUGCCAACUUUACCAAUGUCGCCUCGACGUUCAAGGGCAUCAUCCGCGCCCUCAAGCAGUACAAGCAGGCCCUGGCCCACUACGGCGUCAAGAUCUUCGUCCGUCGCGGUGGCCCCAACUACCAGGAGGGCCUGCAGGCCAUGCGGUUGCUGGGCGAGGACCUUGGCGUCACCAUCGAAGUCUUUGGCCCCGACACGCACAUCACCGACAUCGUUCCCCUGGCCCUGGGCCUCAAGAAGCGCGAGGAGAUUGACAUUGCCAGCAAGGCCGGCAACCUCCCUUCGGGCGCUCAGACGCCCGGCACCGGUGCUGCUCCCGCUGGCGGCGCCCCCAACGGCACCCACAAGCCCACGGUGGGCUCAGUCGACACAGACACGGGCGCACGGACCCAGCCCCAGGACCAGAUUGUCCACUUUGACCCCGCCACGGGCGCAAUCAAAAGGCCCGACUUCCUUCCCUUUGACGAGAACACGCGCUCGCUCGUCUACGGCCUCCAGCCCAGGGCUAUCCAGGGCAUGCUCGACUUUGACUUCUCCUGCGGCCGCAAGACGCCCUCGGUGGCGGCCAUGAUCUACCCCUUCGGCGGCCACCACAUCCAGAAGUUCUACUGGGGCACCAAGGAGACGCUCCUGCCCGUCUACACGAGUGUCGAGGAGGCCGUCAAGAAGCACCCCGACGCAGACGUCGUCGUCAACUUUGCCUCGUCGCGCUCCGUCUACCAGUCGUCGCUCGAGAUCCUCCGGCUGCCCCAGAUCCGCGCACUGGCCCUCAUUGCCGAGGGUGUGCCCGAGCGCCACGCCCGUGAGAUUCUCCACCGCGCCAAGAAGGCCGGCGUGCUCAUCAUUGGCCCCGCCACCGUCGGCGGCAUCAAACCUGGCUGCUUCCGCAUCGGCAACUCGGGCGGCAUGAUGGACAACAUCAUCAGCUCCAAGCUCUACCGGCCUGGCUCCGUCGGUUACGUGUCCAAGUCGGGCGGCAUGUCCAACGAGCUCAACAACAUCCUCUCCCUCACCACCAACGGCACCUACGAGGGCAUCGCCAUUGGCGGUGACCGAUACCCGGGCACAACGUUCAUCGACCACCUGCUCCGGUACGAGAAGGACCCCAACUGCAAGCUCAUGGUCCUCCUCGGCGAGGUUGGCGGUGUGGAAGAGUACCGCGUCAUCGACGCCGUCAAGAAGGGCAUCAUCAAGAAGCCCAUCGUGGCUUGGGCCAUUGGCACGUGCGCAAAGAUGUUCACCACCGAGGUCCAGUUCGGCCACGCCGGCUCCAUGGCCAACUCGGAACUCGAGACGGCUUCCGCAAAGAACCUGGCCAUGAAGCAGGCCGGCUUCCUGGUCCCCGACACGUUUGAGGACCUGCCCCUGCUGCUGCGCCAGGCCUACGAGAAGCUCGUCGCAAACGGCGUCAUCUCGCCCCUGCCCGACCGUGCUCCUCCUGCGAUUCCCGUCGACUACAAAUGGGCGCAGGAGCUGGGCAUGGUCCGAAAGCCUGCCGCCUUCAUCUCGACGAUUUCCGACGAGCGUGGUGCUGAGCUCAUGUACUCUGGCGUCAAGAUCUCCGAGGUCUUUGAGUCGGAGAUGGGCAUUGGCGGUGUCAUCUCGCUUCUCUGGUUCAAGCGUCGUCUGCCGCCCAUGUACACCAAGUUCAUCGAGACGGCCAUCAUGCUCUGCGCCGACCACGGCCCCAGCGUGUCGGGUGCGAUGAACACCAUCAUCACGUCGCGUGCCGGCAAAGACCUUGUCUCGUCGCUCGUCUCGGGUCUCUUGACCAUUGGUGACCGCUUCGGUGGUGCCCUGGACGGCGCCGCGCGGACCUUCUCGUCGGGCUUCGACCGCGGCCUCACCGCGCGCGAGCUCGUCGACGAGGCGAGGCGCAACAGCCAGCUGCUGCCCGGCAUUGGCCACAAGAUCAAGUCGGUGACCAACCCCGACUUCCGAGUGCAGGUCGUCAAGGAGUUUGUCCAGAAGAACUUUGAGCAGCACCCCCUGCUCGACUACGCCCUCGCCGUGGAGCGCGUCACGACGCAGAAGAAGGACACGCUGAUCCUCAACGUCGAUGGCUGCAUCGCCGUCUGCUUCGUCGACAUGCUCCGCAACUCGGGUGCCUUUACGCGCGAAGAGGCCGACGAGUACAUCAACAUUGGCGGUCUCAACGGCAUCUUCGUCCUGGCCAGGUCCAUUGGCUUCAUCGGCCACCACCUCGACCAGAAGAGGCUCAAGGCUCCCCUGUACCGCCACCCUGCCGACGACAUUUUCAUCGACCUCACCACGCCCCAGCGUGUCACCAUUGACGGUCGCAGGGCUGCCCAGUAGUCGUCUGCCGCCGCUGCUGAGGUCUUCCCCCCUUCUUCUUCUUUCUCUUCUCUUCUUCUUUACCUUUAUCAGCC